Molecule: messenger RNA, 2159 nt
Organism: Hevea brasiliensis (rubber tree)
Lineage: Eukaryota; Viridiplantae; Streptophyta; Magnoliopsida; Malpighiales; Euphorbiaceae
Product: histone-lysine N-methyltransferase ASHH1
Exons: 11
Coding region: 210-1733 (507 amino acids)
Biological process (GO): regulation of DNA-templated transcription
Cellular component (GO): chromatin; nucleus
Molecular function (GO): protein binding; histone H3K36 methyltransferase activity
Source: RefSeq, a predicted model, not a curated record
AUAGAUUUUCAGUAGGCAUUGGAAGGGCUCGGCAGGCCCUUGCAGUGGUGCAUUUGACACUUUAAGUGUCCGAACGGCGUCGUUUUUAUGCUUGUUCCUGAUCUCCUUCCUUCUUCGUGAGCCUCAGUCGGAAGUUGGAACUCACAUAAACCCUGGCGCAUCCUAGAUUGCUAGGGCAGAUAUCGAGUGAAUUUGCUUAAUUGCGUAGAAUGCUGUCAUCUGGAGAGGUUAUUUUUUAUCUGAAGGAUCAGUGGAUUGAAGCAGUGCCGCAAUAUGAGCAUAUUCAGCAAAAUGAUUUUUCAUAUCGAAAACACAGAAAGCAAAAAGAAGAGGACAUUGCCAUCUGCGAAUGCAAAUUUGAUGCCAGUGAUCCUGAGAGUGCAUGUGGGGAGAGGUGCUUGAAUGUUCUAACUAGCACAGAGUGCACCCCUGGUUAUUGCCCUUCUGGUGUCUAUUGCAAGAAUCAGAGAUUUCAGAAAUGUGAGUAUGCUAAGACAAAGUUAUUUAGAACUGAAGGCUGUGGGUGGGGUCUCCUUGCUGAUGAGGACAUAAAGGCUGGACGGUUUAUUGUUGAGUACUGUGGAGAAGUAAUAUCAUGGAAAGAAGCAAGGAGAAGAUCCCAAGCCUAUGAAAAUCAAGGUCUAAAAGAUGCAUUUAUCAUUUCACUCAACUCCUCUGAAUCCAUUGAUGCCACUAAAAAGGGCAGCUUAGCUAGAUUUAUUAAUCAUUCAUGCCAGCCUAAUUGUGAGACAAGAAAGUGGAAUGUUUUGGGGGAAAUAAGAGUUGGAAUAUUUGCAAAACAGGAUAUUUCAAUUGGAACUGAACUGGCAUAUGAUUAUAAUUUUGAAUGGUACGGUGGUGCUAAGGUUCGCUGCCUCUGCGGUGCAACCAGCUGUUCUGGAUUUCUGGGAGCAAAAUCUCGAGGUUUCCAGGAGGAUACUUACCUGUGGGAAGACGAUGAUGACAGGUAUUCCGUUGAAAAAAUUCCACUAUAUGAUUCUGCAGAAGAUGAGCCUUUCUCUAAGCUCCUAAAAAUUGCCAACUCAUCCAAUUCUGAGUAUGAUAGUGGCAUGAAUGUUGAAUGUUCUGAAAUGACAAAUUUUAAUGCGGGAUCUGAGCACCAUGUGGAGUCUGCUGCUCUUGUUGUAAAGCCACUUGAUUCAGUUUCAACGCAAGGUGCAAUUAUGAAUCCAGUAAAAAUAGAAGCCAGUGAAGAGAUGAAUUUGUACUCCCAAGAUGCUCAACAGGCCUUUGCACAAAAGAGGACAAUGAUAUCCUUCAUUGGAGGUAAUAGUACAUGUGGGAAUUAUCACAUGGGACAAGGCCCUAUGCCAAAGAAACGUUCAAAGCAUUAUUCUAAUGUAAAGUUGAAACAACCCCCGCAAAAGCAAGUUGAUGCAAAACUUGUUGCCAAACUCUUAGCAACGAAAGAGGCACAAAAGGAAGUGCUCACAUAUGAGGAAGUGAAGAAUGACGCAUCCUCCCAGCUUUCUUCCUUAUACAAUGAAAUAAGGCCUGCAAUUGAGGAGCAUGAGAGGGAUAACCAGGAUAGUGUAGCUACCAGCGUAGCGGAGAAGUGGAUAGAAGUAUGCUGCCUAAAAUUGAAGGCAGAAUUUGAUCUUUAUUCCUCCAUUAUCAAAAAUGUUGCCUGUGCUCCUCGACGGGGAAUUGACCGAGCCCAACCUUCUGAGGUCGUAGACAAUGAUAACGAGGUGAAGUACCUGGGAUUUUGAAUAUGCGGAGAUUCAAUUCCUUAAAACUAUAUAAACGUUAAUUGGUCAAAGAGAGAAGAUUCUCCUCCCUCUCGCCAGGUUCUAGCUGUCUAAAAACUCUGGAUGUACUGACAUUUGAAUUUUUGUCAACCUUGUAUGUAUUUGUUGUGCUAAAAUACUCGAGAUUUUCAUCAAAUUCAGCUAAUUUUCUGAAGGGUGCAGCAAAAGUCAAGAGUGUUGUUCCCACCAAAGAAUCACAAACUUAGAGUUUAUUUUACUUCCAUUUUCGAGUUUUAUUGUCUAUUAGACUAGAGAAACAUUUGUUUUUAUUUGUACUCUCAAUUUAGAUUGUAUUUAAUAUACAAUUAACAAAAAUCAUGGUGUUAAAGUGCAAUAGGUGUAAUAUUGUAGGGUAAAUGUUUAUGAAAUGACUUUUAUUGCUUUAAA